This is a messenger RNA of Hydatigera taeniaeformis, 4257 nucleotides long. NCBI's taxonomy places the organism in Eukaryota, Metazoa, Platyhelminthes, Cestoda, Cyclophyllidea, Taeniidae. The record is from the annotation of a GenBank genome assembly.
AUGCCCAAUAAGCAAGCCGUUUUCAUACCUGGGGAAGCUAUAGUACUGCCUUGCAAAGUUAAUGCUUGGCCAACUCCAAGGUCAGGUCAGUUGCAUAAAACAUUAUUUUUUAGGUAUCGUUGGACAAAAAAUGGACAGGACUUUAACUGGGCAGGCAAUAUUGGUCGUUAUACAAAGUAUCCAGGAGAAGGCACUAUUGUUCUAGCUAAACCUGGAACUGAUGACGAUGGAUUGUACCAAUGUUUUGCUGAAAAUAAAUAUGGUGUAGCUGUAUCAAAUGUGAUAAAUGUAAAACGCGCAGAGAUGGGACAAUUCGUUGACCCCAAAACUACAACAGUCGUGAGGAGAAUAGGGGAAUCCGUGUCACUGCCAUGUCAAGUGCCUCUAGGCUAUCCGCCUCCGGUUGUUACUUGGCAAAUGUCGAAGGAUGCCCAACUAGACUACAUCAAAGAAACCAGCCGGCUAGCAAUUGAUGUGGAUGGCACUCUUCAUAUCGCUGCGAUUCUUUCCACGGACGACGGCGUCACUUUUCAAUGUGUUGCAAAUAAUGAGAUCAUUCGGGAGCAAACAACCGGUCCGGGAUACAAAAUUACGGCAAGAUAUCCAGAGAUAAACCAGCCAAUAACAUUUUUAUAUCAAACGCCUUACACAUCACUUGCUGUUGUUGGUGAAGUCCUUCGUCUACAGUGCAUUUUGGGUGGUUAUCCUCUUCCAAGUUAUCGUUGGUAUAAGGAUGGCAAAGAUGCAACUUUGUCCCCCAACACAAAUAUAGUUAACAUGGGGACAACUUUGGAGAUAAAUCCUGUAACGAAUGCCACUGCAGGACAGUACCGAUGCCAGGGUGUUAAUGAGGCAACUAUGACUUCGAUGAACUAUGAGUACGAAGUGAGAGUGAAGUCUGCUCCAAAAUUUACUACUUUUCCGGUUGAUACGAUGGUACCAGAGAAUGGAAGCGUGAUAUUCACUUGUGAGGCCGAAGCCGAUCCUAGACCGAAGGUUAGGUGGACUGUCAACGGACUUGAUCCCUCUUUUUAUCUUGAUGGAGUAAGGAAACUUAUUAGUGGAAAUACCAUGAUUCUUAACAACUUGACGGUUGACGACAACGCAGUGAUUCAAUGCAACGCAUCCAACUCCUUCGGCUAUGAUUUUGUCAACGCUUUUAUUAAUGUACUUCGAGAGCCGCCCUACAUCUAUGAGGCACCACCGAAAAACCUGAGACAGACAGAGGGUACAUUAGUGUUGCUGCCAUGCCGAUCCUACUCUGCGCCGAGGGCUCUUGUAGCCUGGCGCAAGGAUGGUCGUCCCAUCAAUGGUGGUCGUUAUCAGGUGAUGGAGAACGGUGACCUCAUCAUCGAGUCAGGUACGGUGGCAGACACGGGAAUGUAUGAGUGUACGGCGACGAAUCCCUUCGGUGUGACAAAGGCUGCGGGCUCGCUAGCAGUACGUCGGCGCACACGGGUCACCCUGGCCCCCAUCGAGACGUGGGUGUACGAGGGCCAACUGGUGAAGUUCGUCUGCACCGCAGACACCGACCCGGAGGAGGUGGCAAAUCUGAGGGUGACUUGGUAUAAGGACAACAACCUCAUCGAUCCCUUGCUUACGCCGCGGAUAGAACGAGUAGGCUUUGACUACUCCCUCGUCAUAGGCGGUGCGCAGGCUCUUGAUACCGGACAAUACCGUUGCAAUGCCUCCAAUGGACUUGACUUUGCCACUGCCACAGCUUCUCUCCUCGUUCAAGGCAAACAUAUCGGCAGGCCAAAUCAGCCACGCAAUCUGGUGGAGGACUGCAUCACUUUUGCUCCAUCACGGCGAGCCAUGCUGAAGUGGGCUCCCGGCUCCGAUAACUAUGCCCCAAUCAUCGAGUACAUCGUCGAGUUCUCGACACAAUACGAACGCGAGACUUGGUAUCGAGCUGAGAUCUACAACUUGACCGGUCUACUGCAGGCUACCGAUGCUAAGAUAGUCCUUCGUCCAAAUAUAGACUACCGGUUCCGCAUUCGCACCCGCAAUAGAGUGGGACUUUCAGAACCCAGUGUCGCCACCACGGGAACUUGUUCAAUUGCGGCCACAGAGCCAGACAGCAAUCCAAGGGAGCUCUACGUGUACGGAACUGCACCGAAUAACCUUGUUAUUCAGUGGUCUACUAUGCCGUACAUUGAACACUAUGCAAACAACCUCGUCUAUUUGCUCACCGUUCGCUGUCUUAACUGCAACAACAUACGUCCAGGAGAUAUCAACACAACGAUAAUUAGUGACUGGAGAACAGAUCGAAUCACGUACACCAUGUUCCAGAGUGGUGACCCAUCCAGUAGGAUCAUACGACCCAUCGAAUCCUACAAGCUGUUUGAGGUGACAAUACAGAGUCGCAACGACAAAGGCACGAGCACAAAGGCACCGACUGUUGCUAGAGGCUACUCGGGUGAGAAUAUGCCCAGCAUUGCGGCCUCUGCUUUGACCGUAGUACGUCCCACCUCAGAUGGAGCCGUUCUGCAGUGGACCAUCAUCCUCCAAAAUCAGGAGCCCUUAGUUAACGGAUUUUUCCGUGGAUAUCGAAUAGAGUGGUGCGAUGCCACGCUUAAUCAGGUUGAGUGUGAAAGACAGAAGAGGUUCCAGGAUGUCCUCUUUCAACGACUGCCUAGUCCAACCUAUUACAUGCGACGACCUCGCUCGCUUAGUGAGGCCCACGAAGAAGGGUCGGAAGACGAAAAUGAGCUUUCAAGCCUUUUGCGUUUCUUCCAUUUCCCUCCUUCCGAUACUAGUUCUACGCUUCCAACCACUAAUUAUCUCCAUGAUGUCGAUGAGGGUUUCUGUCGCAAUCGCGUCUACCAGUCGCCUUCGUGUCUAGGCGAGGCUCUCCAACACGUUCUCUCACGCUCCAGACGCCAACUUGUCACUAUGACGACAGCACCAGAUACAACAGAAACUAUUACUUUGCGAAACUUUUCCUGGGGCGAAACCGUUAAUUACACACUGAUCGGUGUGCCAGGGGCAACUAAGGUUAAGGUGUGGCUACGAAUACUUAACAGUCUUCAUGCUAGCCCUAUGGGUCCCACUGUGACACUGGAGACUCUCGAGGGCCCUCCUGGUCCGGUGUCGGAACUGCGGGCUGUAAUGGUUGGAAUAAACCGCGUUAACAUUUCAUGGAAUCCACCGACCGAGCCCAACGGCGUAAUUACAGGCUACGAUUUCGAGGCGCAUGAAAUUAGGGGUUUAGACAUUGCUUUAUCGUCAAGAUAUCCCACUGUGUAUGAUAGUUCUCUGACCGGUUAUCAAAUGACAGCAUUGCGAUCGAACACUUCUUAUCGGUUGGUUGUGUUGGCACGAACAUCGGCUGGUCUAGGAAUCGACUCUUUUAUUGACGUUACAACCCUGGAUGCAACAUCGACACCUGGAGCUCCAACAUUUUUCGUGUCUGAUAUCACUGAGACGAGUUUUAACAUAACUUAUGAACCCAGUCAUAGAGGAGAGCCGGGCUCGGUAUUCUUUGUCCAGUAUCGAAUACCUGGCAUCAUAUUAUGGCAGGAAUCGCUCCGCGUCUUUCUUUCACGAACCAUUUAUGUUGCUAAUUUACUGCCUUCGACAAAGUACGAGGUGAGAAUGGUAGCAACUAAUGGAGCUUUCCUUUCUACUCCGUCGCCUUCCAAGGCCAUCACGACCUCCGGCCCUCCACCACCGGGAGGCCUAGAGGGAGCCAGUGCCACCUGGUUUGCCAUCGUUAUCAUUCUCCUCAUUCUCAUCAUUUUUACCUUUGUCCUCAUCGUUUGCAUACGUGGGCAGCGUCUCAAGGAAGUCCAAGAGAAGGCUGCGCCAACUGGGACUUUAUUCGAGUCUGCAAUGUUUUUGGAGCCCCAGUCUCUACUGAGUGCGGAGCAGGAGCCUUUGAACCCCACGAUACCCUAUGGAUCAAUGGGACUACCCCAACCACCAGUUGAGCUUGCCUCACCACUCCCUGAGGAUGUUCACCGUGAUCACUUUGAUCGGCCCUACUAUCCAAAUCAACCAAUCAGCGGCAGUGAGAUGAGUUGGGACCCAAUGGAAGAUCGAGUGGCACCUAACGCGGAAGUGGGAGGGGAUGAGGCGAUUGAACUUUCUGACCUUUCAUUGGCCUCUUCUGCUGGCAGAGUGCAUCACUACGUUCCUCGGAGCGUUGGUAGUGCCAGCAGUAAUGGUGGUAGUGGUUCCGGCGAUGGCUAUCGAAGACGUCGUAGCAGUCGUCCACGCGGUCGCAGUGUGGAAAACCAACCCACUAUAAUUUGA